GCCAAAAGACGAGCUCCGACUAACUUGACAAGGCAAGCAACGGUCAAGGGAAAAAAGGGACGGAGGCGAUGCCCCCAUGGGAGACCUAUUUGCCCUCUGCGCCGCCGCUCGGGACCCGCACGCACCCGCUGGUGCGCUUCGUGGGACUCGCCUCCAGGCUUCUUCUGUCCCGAUGGUGCAACAGCGUCAAGGUCAGGGGCCUCGAUGGCUUUUUGCGGAUUUUGAGGGAUGAGGAGAGACUAAAGAGCGGGAGAGGGAUACUCACGUAUGCGAAUCACAUCAGUGUAAUGGAUGAUCCGACGCUGUUUGGGUGUAUGCCGCCCGAGACGAUCCAGGAUCCCGCACUGACCCGCUGGACGCUCGGUGCACGCGACAUCAUGUUCACGAACCCUCUCUUUGGCUACUUCUUCCGCACCGGGCAGGUCCUCUGCACGGACCGGGGGCGUGGCGUGUUCCAGCCAUCAAUCGACAAGAGCAUUGACCUGCUCGAAGCUGGCGCCUGGGUCCACAUCUUUCCCGAGGGCUACGUCAAUAUGAGCCGAAAGUCGAGGUGCAGGCGCUUCAAGUGGGGUGUGGGCAGGAUGCUCCUCGAGGCUGGCCGAUCGGCUUUCAGCAAGUCUGCCGGGUCUGCCGAGUCUGCUCUUGCUCCGCUGGUCGUGCCCAUCUGGAUCACUGGCUUCGACGCAAUGAUGCCUGAGCCGCGCGGAAAUCCGCGAUGGCUCCCUCGACCGGGCGCCAACAUCACCAUCGACAUUGGCAAGCCGAUCAACGCCACGCUCGACCCCCUCCUCGAUACGCUGUCAUCCUCGACGAGCGGGGAUGAAAAGUCGGUCGAAGAGUGUGUUUCCGAUCUCGACAUCCUCUCCGAUGCAUACCCCCUUCCCUCGGAGAGCCUCUUCCCGGAGAGGACCCCGCUGGCACCACCUCCGGGCGGCGUCCCGUGGCCUGUGCCACUCGCUGAAUCGCGAUCAGCGCACGCAAUCGAGAAGCUCGGGGCCGACUCGUCGUUUGCAAGGCAUGCCCGCAGCCUCGUCUCAAACGAGCUCCGUGCUCACCUGGUCAAGCUCGGUGCUGAGUCCAGGAAAGCCGGCGGUGUCCCUCUCGGUUUGGUACACAGGCUCAUGGACGAAGAGGACGAGAGCAAUAGAGGCCUGUUGUAGAUCCCCCAAUUCCUAUUCUCACUUUGUUCUCUUAUCUACAGUACAUACAUGCAAUCGUCGUAAUCCUAUAGAGAAGGUGC
This is a messenger RNA of Acaromyces ingoldii, 1240 nucleotides long. Its product is annotated as acyltransferase-domain-containing protein. The coding region runs from base 69 to 1160 and encodes 363 amino acids. The transcript is spliced from 4 exons. Gene Ontology annotation, cellular component: mitochondrial membrane. The record is from RefSeq and is a predicted model, not a curated record. Lineage: Eukaryota; Fungi; Basidiomycota; Exobasidiomycetes; Exobasidiales; Cryptobasidiaceae. Gene Ontology annotation, molecular function: 1-acylglycerophosphocholine O-acyltransferase activity. Gene Ontology annotation, biological process: inner mitochondrial membrane organization; cardiolipin acyl-chain remodeling.